Erinaceus europaeus (western European hedgehog) is the source of this 5357-nucleotide messenger RNA. It is a transcript of the gene DNAJC10, whose product is annotated as DnaJ heat shock protein family (Hsp40) member C10. Gene Ontology annotation, molecular function: disulfide oxidoreductase activity. The transcript is spliced from 23 exons. Gene Ontology annotation, cellular component: endoplasmic reticulum. The record is from RefSeq and is a predicted model, not a curated record. NCBI's taxonomy places the organism in Eukaryota, Metazoa, Chordata, Mammalia, Eulipotyphla, Erinaceidae. Gene Ontology annotation, biological process: protein folding in endoplasmic reticulum. The coding region runs from base 425 to 2809 and encodes 794 amino acids.
CGGGGCGGCCCGGCAGCCAGAGCGCGCGCUCGUGCUCCAUCUCGCACGCGCAGCUUCCACCCGGGCCGGGCGGGCUCUGCUACCGGGAUCCGAGUAUGGGGGUGUAGCUACAGCCGCCGGAGGCAACCCCGAGACGCCGAGGUGGGCACGGGCCGGAGCACUGGGGUCGGGGCUCUGCCGCAACCCGGCAGCGAGCGAUCUGGGGCCUCCGGGAAGAAAGGAGGCGAGACAGACUUGUGCAUCCGAAAACGUCCCUCCUCUCGACUCCUGCGGUAAACAUUUUGGGAGACCUGUUUCUUGAUGUUUGAUUUUCCACUGGAGUAAUGCCAACAGAAGUCUCAGACUUUCAUAUUAUAUCAACUGGAACCUGCAGCAUAUCUGAGUGUUCAUGUAAAUCAGAACUUUUAUAAAGAAAAAGAAAAGAAUGGGAGUCUGGCUAAAUAAAGAUGACAAUGUCAGAGACUUGAAAAGGAUCAUUCUUUGCUUCCUAAUAGUGUUUAUGACUGUUUUAGUGGGCACAGAUCAGGAUUUUUACAGCUUACUUGGCGUUUCCAAAACUGCAAGCAGUAGAGAAAUAAGACAAGCUUUCAAAAAAUUGGCAUUGAAAUUACAUCCUGAUAAAAAUCCGAAUAACCCAAAUGCACAUAGUGAAUUUUUGAAAAUAAAUAGAGCCUAUGAAGUACUCAAAGAUGAAGACCUACGUAAAAAGUAUGAUAAAUAUGGAGAAAAAGGACUCGCAGAAAAUCAAGGAGGAAGCCAGUAUGAAAGCUGGAACUACUAUCGCUAUGAUUUUGGUAUUUAUGAUGAUGAUCCUGAAAUCAUAACAUUGGAUAGAAGAGAAUUUGAUGCUGCUGUUAAUUCUGGAGAACUGUGGUUUGUGAACUUUUAUUCUCCAGGAUGUUCACACUGCCAUGAUUUAGCUCCCACGUGGAGAGACUUUGCUAAAGAAGUGGAUGGAUUACUUCGUAUCGGAGCUGUUAACUGUGGAGAUGAUAGGAUGCUUUGCCGGAUGAAAGGAGUCAACAGUUACCCCAGCCUCUUCAUGUUUAGGUCUGGAAUGGCUGCAGUUAAAUAUCAUGGUGACAGAUCCAAGGAAAGUCUAGUGAGCUUUGCCAUGCAACAUGUUAGAAGCACAGUGACAGAAUUAUGGACAGGAAAUUUUGUUAACUCCAUAGAAACUGCCUUUGCUGCUGGGAUUGGCUGGCUGAUCACUUUUUGUUUCAGUGGAGAAGACUGUUUGACUUCACAGACACGUCUCAGGCUGAGUGGCAUGUUGGAUGGGCUAGUUAAUGUAGGAUGGAUGGACUGUACUAUCCAGGACAGCCUUUGUAAAAAUCUGGAUGUUACAAAAAGUAUUACUGCCUAUUUCCCUCCUGGUGCCACUUUAAAUAACAAAGAGAAAAACGAUAUUUUGUUUCUUAAUUCAUUGGAUGCUAAAGAAAUAUAUUUGGAAGUAAUGCACAGUGUUCCAGAUUUUGAACUACUUUCAGCAAAUACACUAGAGGAUCGCUUGGCCCAUCAUCGGUGGCUCUUAUUUUUUUAUUUUGGAAAAAGUGAAAGUUCAAAUGAUCCUGAGCUAAAGAAACUAAAAAAUCUACUUAAAAAUGAACAUAUCCAGGUUGGCAAAUUCGACUGUGCUUCAGCACCACACAUCUGUAGUGAUCUCUACAUUUUCCAGCCAUGUCUAGCGGUAUUUAAAGGCCAAGGAACCAAACAAUAUGAAAUCCAUCAUGGAAAGAAGAUCCUAUAUGACAUACUUGCUUUUGCCAAAGAAAGUGUUAAUUCUCAUGUCACCACACUCGGACCUCAGAAUUUUCCUGCCAAUGAAAAGGAACCAUGGCUUGUUGAUUUUUUUGCUCCUUGGUGCCCACCAUGUCGAGCUUUAUUGCCAGAGUUACGAAAAGCAUCCAGACAUCUUUACGGGCAACUCAAGUUUGGCACACUAGAUUGUACAAUCCACGAGGGACUCUGUAACAUGUAUAACAUCCAGGCUUACCCCACGACAGUGGUGUUCAACCAGUCCGACGUCCAUGAAUAUGAAGGGCAUCACUCUGCUGAACAGAUCUUGGAAUUCAUUGAGGAUCUUAUGAAUCCUUCAGUGAUCACCCUGACACCCAGCACUUUCGAUGAACUGGUCAGACAACGGAAAGACGACGAAGUCUGGAUGGUGGACUUCUAUUCCCCGUGGUGCCAUCCUUGUCAGAUUCUGAUGCCAGAAUGGAAAAGAAUGGCCCGGACAUUAACUGGACUGAUCAAUGUAGGCAGUAUAGACUGCCAACAGUAUCAUUCUUUUUGUUCCCAAGAAAAUGUUCGGAAAUACCCUGAGAUUCGGUUUUAUCCCCAAAAAUCAAAUAAUGCUUAUCAAUAUCAUAGUUACAAUGGUUGGAAUAGGGAUGCUUACUCCCUAAGAAUCUGGGGUCUAGGAUUUUUACCUCAAGCAUCCAUAGAUCUAACACCCCAGACAUUCAGUGAAAAAGUUUUACAAGGGAGAAAUCACUGGGUGGUCGAUUUCUACGCUCCUUGGUGUGGACCUUGCCAAAAUUUUGCCCCAGAGUUUGAGGUGUUGGCUAGGAUGAUCAAAGGAAAAGUGAAAGCUGGGAAAGUAGACUGCCAGGCUUACGCUCAGACGUGCCAGCAAGCUGGUAUCAGAGCGUACCCAACCGUCAGAUUUUAUCCUUACGAACGUUCUAAGAGAAAUACUUGGGGAGAGCAAAUAGAUACCAGAGACGCCAAAGAGAUUGCUACCUUCAUAUACAAAAAACUGGACAAUCUCCGAAAUCAUGACAAGAGAAGUAAGGAUGAACUUUAAUGAUGUUGAAGACAGAAAACUUGAAAAGAACUUCUGACAAAUGGCAUCAGAAGACACGACUUCAGAAUGUUACUGCACUCUUGAUGAGAAUAAGUGAACACUGAUUGCACUGUCUGGUCUCAGUACAACAUUGGUAGAAUUGAAGGGUCACAAACUCCUCUGUCUACAGGGAAAGAAAGGUCAUAAGUAUUUUAGUCUUUGUAAGACAUAAAAUGAUUCAUUGUCACAUAUUCAAAAUUUGUUUUUGUUUUCAAUUCUUUUAAAAGAAAAAGAAAAAAGAUAAAAAAAAAAAAAAAAAAAAAAAAAACCCGUCCUUAACUCAGGGCCAUCUACAAAUAGGCCACAAGCCAAAUCCAAAUGAGUCGUGAAUUGCUGAACCCUAGAAAUGAUCUUUGGGCAGUGAGCCUGCUCUGCUAUUUGUUACACAUAUAAAUGGAUUUUUAUCAGUUAAAUCUUGUGACUGCCCUGAAAAGUGGUCACUUGGUUUUCAGUCAUCUGGUUCCCCUUCAAAUUCUCUGAUUCAUUAACCAUCUCUUUCAUUUUAAGAAUAUACAGUGUGACAAACAGAUACCUAUUUUCACAUUGUAGUGUAGAUACUCAUCUUUUUUACUCUUUCUAAAUGCUUAAAAUCGCCUUUAGACAUUGUACAAUUAAGGAAAAUAUUUUGCAACAGUAAACGAACUCUGUACAGUUCUGCAGCAUUUGUAGACACCUGAAGAAGAAAAAUAUUUGAGGGCAGGAUUAGAUAACAUACUGGUUACGCAAAGAGACUCUCAUGCCCAAGGCGCCUAAGUCCCAGGUUCAGUUUCCCACACCACUAUCAGCCAGAGCUGAGCAGUGCUCUGGUAAAAAAGAAAAAAAAAAAAAAAGUGUUCAUAACAGUGAUUUGGGCAUAAAAUAUUAAGAGGUCUACAAUGAAAGAUAUGUCUCCGUUUCUAUUCUGAAUUGCUUUCGUGAAAUUUUUUCAGGUGUUAGUAAUGGAUUUUUGAAGCAUAUUUAUAAUAUUCAUGGUUUUGCCUUCUGGACUUUGUUUUGAUGUUGAUUGUCUGAUUUGUGUUUACCACUAUUUGUUCAUUGUUGUGGUUUUUCACUCUGGCUUAAUCUCGUCAUUAUUCACAUAAGAAAAAAAAGCUCUGCAGGUGUGUUUCACUGUAACUCGAGUGAUUCUGCAAUUACUUCAAUUGCUAGUUUACUUCAGAAAAUGCUUUUUUCAGAUAAAUAGUGACAUAAUAAUGAAAGUUAUUUUUGUAAUUAAAUCCAGUUUCUUCAGUUAAAUCAAAUUGAGUUUCUUUAUAGUUUAGACUCAAUAAUUCAUUUUUCCCCUGAUGUUUAAACAAAACAUAGUAAUGUGUUUGUUCCAAUUGACUAAAAAACACAAAUGUUUUUUUUUAAUGUCUGUGUGAAAAUUCUUCUAAAUAUUAAAAAUCAACCUACUCUAUGAUUAGCAGUUCCUCUCGAAGUAAUCUAUUCAAAGAAUAUAGAAUCACUUAGCUGAAAAGAUAUAUGUGCUCCUGUUUUUCACAAUAUUAUGCACAAUAGUCAGGAUUUGGCAACAGCCCCACGGUAGGGCAGUGGGUAAGAAAGACUGAUAUAUGUACACAGUGGGGUAUUAGCUGCUGGGGUGGGGGGUGUCUUGCUACAGCAGGAUGGAACUAGUGAACAUCGUGCUAAAGCGAAAUAAGCCAGAAGGAGAAAAAAAAAAAAGAGAGAUGCUCUCACUCACAUGUGGAAUUUAACAAACAAGAGCAGAAGGAAAGAAGGUGAAGCAGGAAGCCGUUGGUCCAUGUUAGCAGAUGAGAAGGCACUAAUGGUGCAGCAGGGUAGUUGAAAGGGAGAGUGGAGGAAGAUGUGUGCACAUAUUGAGGAACCGUAGAGGUGGCACACAUUGGGCAGCUGUGCCCGAGACAGAUAUUUUGUAAAACAGAAGACAAGUUCCCCCAAAAAAACUAAUCAAGAUCACGUUUUAUUAUAUUAGUUUUUUUUUUAAUAUUCUGCCUUCCUUGAUUAUUUCCUUUUAAAGUUUUCUUUAUAGUUGCUAUUUAUACAGAAGCAGACUCUUUCAUAUCCAUUCUCACCCUGCUCAUAUACUCACUGUGAUUGUUUCUGGUGUACCAUUCAGCCCUUCUCUUGGAUUCUUUUUUUUUUUUUUUAAUUUAUUUUAAUUUUAUUUUAUUUAUUUAUUUCCUUUUGUUGCCCUAGUUUUUUUUUAAUUAUUAUUAUUGUUGUCAUCGCUGUUGGAUAGGACAGAGAGAAAUGGAGAGAGGAGGGGAAGACAGAGAGGAGGAGAGAAAGACAGACACCUGCAGACCUGCUUCACCACCUGUGAAGCGACUCCCCUGCAGGUGGGGAGCCGGGGUUCGAACUGGGAUCCUUAUGCCGGUCCUUGUGCUUUGCGCCACCUGCGCUUAACCCGCUGCGCUACAGCCCGACUCCCUUGGAUUCUUUUUUUAACAAAUAGAGACCUGUGAGGAACAAGAGCCACUUCUAGCUGCCUUUGGCGACAAACAGUGUCAGCGUUCAUUUUGAAUAAAGAUGAGUACGAGAGUGA